This is a messenger RNA of Eleginops maclovinus (Patagonian blennie), 7491 nucleotides long. RefSeq names its product IgGFc-binding protein-like. Lineage: Eukaryota; Metazoa; Chordata; Actinopteri; Perciformes; Eleginopidae. The transcript is spliced from 35 exons. The record is from RefSeq and is a predicted model, not a curated record. Gene Ontology annotation, molecular function: protein binding. Bases 3 to 7286 code for a protein of 2427 amino acids.
CCAUGGACAUCAGGCCUCUCACAGUGUGUUUGGCUGUUUGUGCAGCACUCUUGGCAGUGUGUCAGGGCUGUUCUACAGGGAAAGAGUUCAUCACAACAUUUCUUCCUAAUUACCAGCGUAGCUGGCAACGGCCAAAACUCACUUUGGUUUUAACCGCUCAGGACUCCAAAGCCACUGUUACCAUAAAGGUCUGUUCAGUGAAAUUCUACCGGCGGCUGAGACUCUCUGCAGGUCAAAGCCAGAGGGUGUCUCUGCCAUGUGGAUCUGAGCUGAAGAAGCAAUUUGUUAAUGAAAACUCAGCGGUUCAAAUCUCAUCCACUGCUGCAAUCUCUGUGGUCUCUUUCAACCAGCAGUUUGCCUCAGGAGAUGGCACCGUGGUUUCCCCCACAAAAGAGCUAGGUACUGACUACUUCGUGUUCACACCCUCAGGAAGCAUUUCUUCCAUGGACAAGCUUGUGGCUAUUGUUAAUGGCAAUAGCAAGAAUAGGAUCAUCAUCUUACCAGCUGCUGAUGUGUCACUGAGAGGUGGGUGCAAGUGGAAGUGUGGGAAGGCAAGGAUCAUUCGCCUGGCACCGUAUGCAUCUUACCUUUUACGAGGUCAUACAACUUUGACCGGCACACGGAUCCGAUCCCAGAACCCUGUAGCUGUCUUAGCAGGCCACCAGUGUCUGGCCAUGGGUUACACCUGUGAACAUGUGUAUGAACAGCUGCCCCCUGUGCACCGCCUGGGAAAAGAUUACAUGGUACCCUGGACCGGCAGCUGUAAGACCAAAAACCAGGCAGUGGUAGUGGCUACUAAAGACAACACUGAGUUGACUUGGCACAAGGCCUCAAAGAAACAGAAGCUCAUGAAAGCUGGAGAUGUCACUGUGCUCCAACUGACCGGCAAACAUCCACAGUUUGUCAAGAGCAACAACAAAGUAAUGGUGCUGCUUCUCAGCAACAACCGUCCUUAUGACCCUUUCCUGAUAACGCUGAUCCCUUCAUGCAAGCUUUCCACUGACUGGGCGGUUGACACCAUGAUUGGGCUUCGUAGUACUGUGUCCAUUCUGUCCGAGAAGGAGGGGUCAGCCAGUGUGAAGGUGUGUUCGUCAGGAAGGUGCAUCUCACCUAGGUGGAGUAGCCUCCUGACGGACAAGCGCUGGGUGUGGUCCAAUGUAGUUGUGGGGUCUCAGUGGCAUCAUGUAACAGUGGAAGGUGACGCCCCUAUGGCGGUGUACGCCUAUGGCGGGAAGCACCGCCAUUCUUACGGCAUUGCAGGAGUUUGUACUGAAGGUGUCAUCCCUAGCCCAACUCCCCCAGACCCCUGUGAGAAGGUGAAAUGUCGAGUAAAGGAACGUUGUGUGAAAGGGAAAUGCGUUCACGUUUCUACAGCAACCUGUCGAGCGGUCGGUGACCCCCACUACAGCACAUUUGAUGGCCGACGCUUUGACUUCCAGGGUACCUGCACAUACAUUAUGACUACAGUUGCAAAGAAUGGGUCUGGCCUCACUGAAUUCAAUGUGAUGACCAAGAAUGACCACCGAGGUAACACUCACGUCGCAUUUGUGAGGACUGUUGGAGUCACCGUCUACGACCAAACAAUUACCAUCGGCAGACACAGGUCACAAGUGGAGGUCAAUGGAGAACUGCAGUCCUUGCCUGUCAGUUUGUUGGGGGGUAAGCUCUCAGUAAAGCAGAGUGGAGGCUAUGCUAGCCUCACCACUGACUUUGGCCUGAAUGUCAGAUAUGACUGGAACAUGAUGCUGUACAUCACAGUGCCUUCCUCCUACUAUCAACACCUGGGAGGCCUCUGUGGAAACUACAAUGGAGACAGCACAGAUGACCUGCCUGAAGCAAGGGACUCCAGUAUCUCUACUGUGCUGAAAAUGAUCAAAAAGUGGAAGGCUGAGGACUCGGAUCGGUUCUGUGAUGAUAACUGCGCUGGUCGCUGUCCUCAGUGUUCAGAAAAGCAGAAGGCCCACUUCAGUCAGCCCAGACUCUGUGGGGUCAUGACAAAGGCCAAUGGACCUUUUUCAGCCUGCCUCAAACAGGUGGAUCCCUCUAUGUACAUGGACAACUGUGUCUAUGAUGUCUGUGUCAAUAAAGGUGCAAGAAAGUUUCUCUGUGAUAACCUGAAAAGUUAUGCUGAUGCCUGUCAGUCAGAAGGAGUGAAAGUCAACCCUGAGUGGAGAAUGAUUACUAAAUGCUUCCUCUCUUGUCCAAAGGGCAGCCAAUAUAUUGCGUGUGGCUCCCCCUGCCCUGCCUCCUGCUCAGAUCCAGACAGUGAAAAGCAGUGUAAGGAACCCUGUGUGGAGGGGUGUCAAUGUGAUAAAGGACUGGUGCUCAGUGGAGACAGAUGUGUUCAUAAGUCUAGCUGUGGAUGUCAACAUAAAGGCAGAUAUUACUCACCAGGCAAAGCUUUCUGGGCUGAUAACACCUGCACUACCAAGUGUGAUUGCAUUCAAGGCAAAGCCAGGUGCAAAUCAGUGUCCUGUAAGAAGAACGAGCUAUGUGCUCUGAAGGAGGGGGUUAGGAAAUGCUACCCAACAUCCUACGCAACAUGCAAGGGCACUGGAGACCCCCACUACCAAAGCUUUGACCAACGGCGGUUUGAUUUCCAGGGCACUUGUACUUAUGUCCUGUCUCAAAUCAUCAAGGGAUCAGACAAGGAUCUGGAGCCGUUCCAGGUGCUGGUCCAAAACGAGAAUCGAGGCCGUAACAAGGCUGUGGCCUACACCAAGUCCGUCUCUCUGAAUGUGUUCGAUGGCAUCACUGUCAGCAUGAGUCGUGGCAAUGCAGGGAAAAUACUGGUCAACAGCCAGUCUGUAAACCUUCCUUACUCCAUGGAGGAUGGCAAGCUUUCUCUGUACCGGCAAGGCUACUUUGGCGUGGUGACCACAUCUUUUGGUUUGACGCUCAGGUUCAACUGGAACAGCUACGUCAGCUUGACUUUGCCCAGUUCAUACUCUUCUGCUACAGGUGGCUUGUGUGGAAAUUACAAUGGUAAACCUGGCGAUGACUUACUGAAACGGGAUGGCAACUUGGCUAACCACAUUAACGUCUUUGGACACAGCUGGAAGGUGGGAGGAGAUGCCGGCUGCACCAGUGACUGUCCUAACGGGAAAUGUCCCGAGUGUGAGCCUGCGCUGAUCCUGCGUUACGGGGACCAGAAAUACUGCGGCAUCAUUGCUGACAAACUCGGACCGUUUGGACAGUGUCACAGUAAAUUGGACCACACCUCCUUCCUCAAAGACUGUGUUUUUGAUCUGUGCAUGUACCAAGGCCACGCCUCCGCACUGUGCAACAGCCUAACAGCUUUCAGCACCAGUUGUCAAGAGGCAGGAGCUACAGUGGGGAGCUGGAGAACCCCGACGUUUUGUCCGCCGUCAUGUGGUGCAAACAGUCACUAUGAGCAGUGUGGCCCCCCCUGCCCGCUCACCUGCAGUGGCCUCGCCCCCCCAGAGGGCUGUGACAAGAGUGCCCCUUGCACAGAAGGCUGUGUGUGUGACGAUGGAUUCAUGUUGAGUGACGACAAGUGUGUCCCUCUAUCAGAGUGUGGCUGCCAGUACGAAGCACAGUAUUAUCUGAGCGGACAGGUGUUCUAUCUAGGAAAGGCCUGUAACACUCGUUGUGUGUGUACAGAUGAUGGACAAGUGCAGUGUGAUCCUAAAUCUGACUGUUCAGCCCAUGAGAAGUGUGUUGUGAAAGGAGGCUCCUCCUCCUGUGCUCCCAAAGGUGUGGGCUCCUGCUCUGUGAGUGGAGGCAGGAUGGUCCAGUCCUUCGAUGGACAGGCAUAUCCUCUGUUGGGAGACUGUUUGUUCUUGUUGGCACUAGUGGAGGAGAACAAAAGAGGGCUGGAGCCCUUCACUGUGUAUGUACAUCAGCAAACGCACAAGGACGGUUCGGUCUCUCGCAGUGUGGAGCUCCAGGUCUACGACAUGGAAAUGACUAUGGAGACAGGGGUCGUCUGGGAAAUCAAGGUUGAUGACAUCAGAGUCUCCCUCCCUGUGUCCCUGGCUGAUGGGAAAUUGCGUGCACAUCAAAAUGGCAUCAACAUCAUCAUUGAGAGUGACUUUGGUCUGAAGCUGACCUACGACACUUUGGCAGGGGUGAUCCUACAGGUCCCCUCCACCUAUGACAGCGCUCCACGGGGUCUCUGCGGAAACUAUAACGGCAAGCAGUCUGAUGAUCCGUCCUCUGCAGCAGAGAAGUCAGCAGACUCAGAGGAAUCUCUGGUCAUAAAGAGGGACGACAAGUCAUGUGAGGCCAGCUGUGGGGCCGCUUCCUGCCCUAAACCCGAUAACUCAAAGAGCCCAGAUGCCAAAAAGGCCUGUUACAUCAUCAGAAAUAAGAAGGGCCCCUUUGCAGGAUGCCUUUCGACAGUGAACCCGAAUCCAGACUACAGGGCUUGCGUCAGGGAGAUGUCGACAGAUGGAGCGGGCAAGGACAUCCUAUGUCGUCACAUCCAGAACUAUGUGACUGCCUGUCAGCUCGCCGGGGCAGAGAUCGAAAUAUGGAGGAGUGAUAGCUUCUGUCCUGUGACUUGUCCGGCGGGAAGUCACUAUGAGCUGUGCUCUUCCUCCUGCACCUCCACCUGCUCCUCCCUGCAGAGCUCAGGGUCCUGCCCCCCCUGUCAGGAGGGCUGCCAGUGUGACGACAGCCUGAUGUCUGACGGCGCCCGCUGUGUCACUGUGGAGAAAUGUGGCUGCGUGUUUGACGGACAAUAUUACAAGUCGGGUACAUCAGUGCUGCUGGAGGACUGCUCCAAGCGCUGCUCCUGUGAGGCGGGACAAUACAGCUGCAGCUCCACCAGCUGCCAGGAGGGGGAGGAGUGUCGCAACAAGGACGGAACGCUGGGAUGCUACUCUACGGACCCUUGUGCUGAGGUUGAGUGCCGAGUAAAGGAGCAUUGUGUGGUGUCAGAAGGCCAGGGAGUGUGUGAACCUGAUUCUACAGCCUUAUGUUGGGCUUUUGGCGACCCGCACUACAACACGUUUGACAAACGCAGUUACUCUUUCCAGGGAACCUGCACUUAUGUCCUCGUCAACACCACAGGUCGCGAUCCCUCCCUGCCACCAUUUACUGUGAUCAGCAAGAAUGAGAUACGAGGAAACCCUGAAGGUUCCUUCGUGCGUUCAGCCACUGUGGAGAUGCUGGGCCACCGGAUCUCCAUCCCCUCCUCUGACAGAGGGGUCAUACUGGUGGAUGGUAUUAGGACGGAACUUCCUGUCCUUCUGGAUGGAGGCAGCAUCUCCAUAACAGGAGCUGGAAUCAGAGGCACACUCCAGAGCAACAUUGGUGUUGAAGUUACGUUUGAUUGGGCCACAUUGCUCAUGGUGACCAUCAGCAGCAGUUACUUUGGUAAUGUGGCCGGUCUCUGUGGAAACUACAACGGCAACAAGGAGGACGAGCUGUUGGACGCUGGGGGCCAAACUGCUGCUAAUGUAACAGACUGGGCCGCCACGUGGAGCAUUGAGGACUACGACCCCUUCUGUUACCACUUCUGUGAGGAUGUGUGUCCUCAGUGCUCAGACCAGGACCGCAUCAAGUACACAGGUCCGGACUACUGCGGGAUAUUAAGCGACAAAAAGGGCCCUUUUGCUGGUUGUCAUGGCAGCGUGCCAGUAGCAGAGAAUGUGGCAGAUUGUCUGUACGAUGUCUGCACCAAUGAGGGACGGCAGGAAGUUCUGUGUGAGGCCUUGAGCACUUACCUAGCCAAGUGCCAGGAAGCUGGAGUGUCUGUGUUGCCAUGGAGAGAAAUUGCCAAAUGUUCGGUGACGUGUCCAGCCCACAGUCAGUACAAGGUGUGUGGCUCAGCGUGUCCCCCCACCUGUGGCCCUCAGCCCGAGAUCUGCCCUGAGGUCUGUGUGGAGGGCUGCUUCUGUGACGAUGGAUAUGUGCACAGUGGAAAGGAGUGUGUGAUCAAGGAGCAGGGCUGUGGCUGUAACCACAAUGACCGCUAUUACCUGCCAGGUGAGACCUUCUGGGCCGACUCGCUGUGUAACCAUAAGUGUGUGUGUGAUGCAGCCACACAGAAGGCGAAGUGUGAGCAAACCGCUUGUCGGAAGGGAGAGGAAUGCAGCGUUGUAGACGGAGUCCAAGGCUGCUACCCUGUGGGCUUCAAGUUGUGCAGCGCACACGGGGACCCUCACUACACGUCCUUCGAUGGACGCAAAUUCGACUUCCAGGGCAACUGUGUGUACAAGCUGGCCAGUGUGUGUGGAGAUGACUCAGGCCUGGAGCCCUUUGAGAUAAAGGUGGAGAAUAAUAACCGUGGCAACAAAAGAGUGUCCUAUGCUAAAGUGGUGACCGUUAAAUUCCAUGGCAACACAUACACACUGUCAGUGGACCUACCGGGCAGAGUACUGGUGGAUGGUCUUCAGAAGUCCUUACCAUUCUCCACUACAUCCAAUAAAACCCUGGUGCACGUUUACCCGAGAUACAGACAUGCUGUCCUCGAGACAAGCUUCCUUAAGGUCACCUUUGACUUUAGGAGUUCAGUUAGGGUGGAGCUGGCGACAAGUUAUCACAGUGCAGUCUGCGGUCUGUGUGGAAACAUGAAUGAUGACCCUGCUGACGACCUGAAGCUGCCCAAUGGGAGGCUGGCUGCCAACGCCAACGAGUUUGGAGUGAGCCAAUGGCUGGAGGACGCUCCGGGCUGCUCCCGCGACUGUAGCAACUGUGCAACGCCACUCCCCCCCGACUUCAAACCCCCCGGCUACACAUCAGUGUGUGAUGUCAUCACGGCAAAGGAUGGGCCCCUGGCUGACUGCGUGGGCCGGAUGGAUGCAGAGCAGUACCGUCAGGACUGUAUGUACGACAUGGUGCUGAACGACGGGGCACAGGAGGCGGCCUGUAACAUCAUCAGUGACUACGUGGAGAACUGUCAGAUCAAGGGAGGCUGUGUGAGGGCGUGGAGGAACAGGCGCUUUUGCUGGAUGCAUUGUCCAGCCAACAGCAUGUACAGUGUCAUAGCUUCUGGCUGUCCAAUCAGCUGCACCAAUAAAUCUCCACCUGUUGAGUGUAAGGCCGCUCCCAGCGAGGGCUGUGUGUGUAACCCUGGUUACCUGCAGAGUCAGGAUGGCUGUGUGCCGCUGGUGGAGUGCGGCUGCCUCUAUGAACAGCAGUACAUGGUGUCUGGUCAGAAGAUCUACCCUAACCCCGACUGCAGGAGCCUCUGUGAGUGUCGGGGGGGGAUGGUGUCCUGUAAGGACAAACCCUGCGAGAAGGGGCAGCACUGUGGAGUGCGCGAGGGAGUGAGGGGUUGCUACAACAGCAUCAAAUCUCCUGAAAGCCAAGGAUAGAAGAGGAACAGAAAAGCUUUUGUAAUGUUACAGUCUUACUGUCAUCAUUGUGAUUGAAGCAGUACUUCUUCAUUCAGCCACUAAAGGCUUUAGCCUAAAAGCUGUUUUUUUUCUGAUUUUAAUAGUUCCACUGUCAAACAUUUAAUCUAAACAUAUUAGGAUGUAAAUGUGUAUCAAAUAAUCAAUCAAUAAAAUCAGCACAUUA